CAAGGACCAAUUGACUCAAUGUGAAAUUACCUCUAUAAGUGGAACACCUCCCAAGCGAAACACUUUUUAGAGGUACCAAAGGACAGGUUUUACUGUACUUAACAAAUCUGUGUUCCUGAAAGGAUAAAUGUGGAAAUACUAGAAAUAUCUGUUUGGGUGACCCAUAGAAUGGAAUAAUAGGAACAAUACAAGUGAAAUUUAUCCACAAGAAAGUAGAAUGCAAAUUAUGUAAUCUUUAAAAUUCAAUUUGAACCAAGGCCACAAAAAGUAGAAUAAAAUUACAUAACAUUCUUUGAAUAAACAGAUUUAUACUUUAAAUAAAAUUUUCCAAUAAUCCUUAUCACUGACUAAGAUUAUGUCAUAUUUCUUUGAAACCAAGUCAAAAUCAAAGAUUAAGCACAAAGGGAAUUUAGAUCUAAGACCUUCUUAUAAAAAUAAUGAGUUUAAAAAUAGCCCCCGCAAUGCAAAUCAUCACAUAUUCAGAUAGCUAUGAGACCAUGCAAACUAAAAAUAAAUGUUUCAUAUGUUUCAUAUGUACAAAACUAGAAAUGAAAGAACAAAUUGGUGCUGAGAAAGUAAACAACUACAUUUAUACAUGGAAUUUAGGUUAAAUAUAUGGAAAUGUAUGUGAGAGGAUGACAGAAUAAAAACAGAAAUGAAGCUUACUCUUAGAUACCUUGCCUCUGUGCUUGCCACACUUGUGACAUUUAUGAAUCUAUACAUGUAUUUUGGAGGAUAUAGCACAUAUACAAAAAAAGAAGGUGCUGAAAAACAACAUUACAACAUUCAGCAAUACUCAAAGAAACUGCAGGCCAUAUUAUCACCGGGAUAUGUAGCGAAGGACCACAUACAUAGCAUAGCAAAUCAUUCACUUGAUGCAGAACCAGCUUUAACAAGUGUACAUGAUAUAACGGAGACAGACGAUGACAGAAAACUGUCACAUGCACAUGAUAAUAAUGAAGGACAAGUGAGAAGUGAAGAAGAAGAUAAAGAUGAUGCAGAAUCCGAUAAAUUAAAUUCACCUUUGAAUAUUGAAGAUGAACAAUUCAUAGCUGUUGACACUAAUGAAAAAAGCAAUAAAUCCUCACUUGCAUCAUCAGUCAAUGGACCAAAGACACGGUCUAAUGACCAAAUACCAAAGACAAUAAACAGCACGAAUAAACCAUGGCGUACAGAAUACGAUAAAAUAGUCAAUCCCCAUAAUUUUCACUACAAAAUUAAUGAGGAAAAAAUAUGUGCUAGCAAGACUGAUAUCAUCGUUUUUAUUAUCAGCGCCACGGAUCAUUCCACCCAAAGAUUGCUGAUUCGCCAAGCAUGGGCGGGAGAGAAAACAGUAAAUGGGUUUGCCAUAAAGGUGGUUUUCCUCAUGGGGGAUUCUGGGAAAUUAACUAUAAACCACGCUAUUCAAGAGGAAAGUGCAAUUUACGGGGAUAUUAUACAAGAAACAUUCAUGGAUACUUACAGGAACUUAACUUUAAAGACAAUCAUGGGUCUAAAAUGGGUCACAAAUUUCUGUCCAGAUGCAAGAUACAUUCUUAAAUGUGAUGAUGAUAUUUUUGUAAACGUCUUUCAACUGGUUAGACAUUUAAAAGUAUUUGAAAAGCAAGGAAGAGACAAAAAUUUAAUCCUGUGCAAUAUUGAUACAGGUAAUCGUUCACAUGUAAUAAGAGACUCUAGCAGUAAGUGGUAUGUUACAUCCGAAGAAUUCCCAGGUGAUCAUUACCCUACCUACUGUGAUGGACCCGUGUAUCUGUUAGCGACAAAUGUAGGAAAGGCAUUAUAUAAUGCUUCUUUAUAUCAGCCAUUAUUCUGGCUUGAGGAUGUAUAUACAACAGGCUUCCUUGCAGACAAACUUGGAAUGGAACAUACAGAAUUUUCCUCUUUAUAUGCUUAUGUUCCCCAGUGGUUCACAUUUGAUAUUUUUGUAUCAUUUAUUGUCAAACAGUAUGUAUUUGUGAUAUGUAAAUCAACACAACAUAUAACAGAACUCUGGAUGAUCCUAGAGCAGUAUCAACGAAAUAACAUACAUGAGAAGCGGUUGCUAUAUCAACCAAUGGAGCUUCGUAAUGCCGCAGUUGCUAGAGAAAAAGAACGCUUUAAAAAUUACAAAUAUUAUCUUUGGAAACUUCGUUAAUGUUUGCUCAAUAAUGUAAACAAUAAAUAUAUGAAAUCAUGUAA
Owenia fusiformis is the source of this 2178-nucleotide messenger RNA. NCBI's taxonomy places the organism in Eukaryota, Metazoa, Annelida, Polychaeta, Sabellida, Oweniidae. The record is from the annotation of a GenBank genome assembly.